Pneumocystis carinii B80 is the source of this 1377-nucleotide messenger RNA. RefSeq lists its product as hypothetical. The coding region runs from base 47 to 1333 and encodes 428 amino acids. Gene Ontology annotation, biological process: TORC2 signaling. The transcript is spliced from 4 exons. Gene Ontology annotation, cellular component: TORC2 complex. NCBI's taxonomy places the organism in Eukaryota, Fungi, Ascomycota, Pneumocystomycetes, Pneumocystales, Pneumocystaceae. The record is from RefSeq and is a predicted model, not a curated record.
UUUAAUUUUUAUAUUUUUUCAAUAUUUUAAGGCUUUGAAGAAUCAAAUGAAGGCUCUGGACUUUUCACAAGAUAAGGAAACAUCAUCUGCUUUAUCAUCAUCAUCUACAUCAACAGUAUCUGGUUCAUCAAUGACAAAACAAGCUUUUCAUAUUUCUUUAACAAAUAAAAAGAUGGUAAAUAUGUCAGAUACAGGGGAGAAAAGAUGUCGGCAAAGAUCUCUAUCAUCUUCUUCAUUGAUUAUUAAAAAUGAAUCUAAAGAAUCGAAUUAUAAAAAAGAAGAAACAUCUAAAUCUAAAAUAUUAAAUUUACCAUCCAGUAUUAAUGUUAUUACUGGGACAUUUGCGCCGAUUUUACCGUCUAUUUUGAGUGAAUCUGGUCCUUCAAAUGUGCAUUUUUUGCAAUCUUCUUCAGAAAUUAAUACAGGAAAAGAUCAAUCUUUUAAAUCUACAAAGAAAGAAGAAAGUCAUAAUACAGGAUCGAAUUAUACAAGUCCUAAGUCAAAUUUUUCAUAUGCACAACUUUAUUCACUUGGGAAUACUAUUUCAUCUUCUGUAUCUAAUAUUUUCCAUCCUUUACAAAAGUCAUUUUCAUCAUUUGAUAUUAAACAUAUUACAUCAAAGGAAAACAUAGAUAAUCAUUUUGUCAAUGAUGCAUGGUCAUUAGUUCGUACGAAAAUAUUGUCUCUUUUUAAAAAGGAGGGGUUAACAGUUCCUGUAGAAUAUUUAAAUAAGCUUGUUAAGCUUCAUAUUGAAAAACGUUGUAAUGAAAAAAGGCUAGAUCUAUUUGUAAAUGAAUUACAUGAAUUUAUAGAGGAGGGAAUAAAAGUUUUUGAUGUAAAUUUAUCAUCUUUUUCAGAUGAGAAGUUGAUUCCUAGGCUUAUUGAACUAUGGUCUUUUUUUUUUACUGCGAUUAUACCACAUGUUGAAGCUGUUUUUUUACCAUUACAGACAGAAUUUGAUGAUUUAGAAUGGUCAGCUUAUACUAAUGUAAAGGAUUCUUUGGAAAAUAAAACUGAUUUGGACGUAAAAUAUAUAAUGUUAAUCAAAUUUAGAGAUAAUAUUGUUCUUCCGAUUUAUCAAAGAUUAGAACUUAUUUUUACAAAGAAUCCAUCAAAUUUAGAUUUAAUCCAGGAUUUUGCAGAUAUAGCACCGAAACUACUUCAAAGUAUUCUUAUUCUUGCUUCUGUUCAUUCUUCAGAUGAACAACAAAAAAAAAUGGAUAAUCUUGUCAAAAUUCUGUCUCAUUGGUUUAAAUCCGAAAAAAUUAAUAGAAAUUGUCAAGGUUUUGUUUUUAUAAAAGAAGAUUCUGAAUCUAUAACAAACAUCUUAUAAAUAUCUCAUUUUCAUCAUAUUAUUUAAAUAAUAUAUAUGUCAAA